Odontomachus brunneus is the source of this 1220-nucleotide messenger RNA. RefSeq names its product eukaryotic translation initiation factor 4E type 2 (gene eIF4EHP). The transcript has 6 exons. Gene Ontology annotation, cellular component: eukaryotic translation initiation factor 4F complex; cytoplasm. Lineage: Eukaryota; Metazoa; Arthropoda; Insecta; Hymenoptera; Formicidae. The record is from RefSeq and is a predicted model, not a curated record. Gene Ontology annotation, molecular function: RNA 7-methylguanosine cap binding; translation initiation factor activity. The coding region runs from base 379 to 1035 and encodes 218 amino acids. Gene Ontology annotation, biological process: translational initiation.
UCAGGCUGGUGGCCGCUCUCAUGCUUCUCUUUGGUAUGACCAACGUACGAGUAUAAAAUCUCUGAUGGUAGAGUAGCGAAAAAAAGACGAAAAAAAGGUGCUAGAAAAAAUCAACAAUUUGUCAUUGAAAACACCGCAGCAGCAGAUGCGAGAGCUCGCAACGUGCGCGUAGAAAAGAAGAGUCAGAGAGAGAGAGAGAGAGAGGAAUCUUUUAUAUUUGUAUGCUCUUUUAAAAGUGGGAUAUAUAUACUCGUCGUUUGUUGCAUUUAGCGAUAUCCGCUUGUACGUUUGUAUCUGAGCAACUGAAAACAUGUCCAAUAAAUUCGAAACGUAAGUGAGAGUUUGGUUGUUCUCCUUUAUUUCAUCGUGCGUGUCCCCAUGGACGGUAUUUCGAGCGCUUACAGAUUGAAGGCUACCGCCGAAGACAGCGGUGACGAGGAGUCCCAAUCAAAGGAUAAUCAAAAAGUCGACAAGGGUCCAUUACCUCCGAUAGAGAUAAGUCCAAACGAACACAAAUUACAGUAUGCUUAUGCACUCUGGUACAGUCGACGCAGUCCUGGCAAACAAACCAGCAUACAAAGUUACGACCAAAAUUUAAAGUUGGUCGGUAGAUUUGCGAGUGUGGAACAGUUCUGGGGUCUCUACAGUCACUUGGUACGACCUUCAGAACUGACAACGCAUACAGACUUUCAUCUCUUCAAAGUUGGCAUAAAGCCCAUGUGGGAGGAUGAAGCCAAUCAAAAAGGUGGUAAAUGGAUAGUAAGAUUACGCAAAGGUUUAGUGUCUAGAUGUUGGGAAAAUCUCAUAUUGGCAAUGUUAGGAGAGCAAUUUAUGGUAGGAGAAGAAAUAUGCGGCGCUGUUGUAUCUAUAAGGUUUCAGGAAGACAUAAUAUGUGUAUGGAACAAGACAGCAUCGGAUGUAGCGACAACCGCACGAAUCAGAGAUACGUUAAGAAGAGUAUUACAUCUUCCAACUAGUGCCUCUAUGGAGUACAAAACUCACAAUGAGAGCUUGAAGAAUGUACAUCGGCUCUAAACCCGUACGAUAUUCGAUAUGAGCUCCCGGAAGAUCGCACAUCUGUUUGACAGGAUAUAAAAAAAAUAUAAGACAAAUCGAAAACACAUCCACUUGACGAUACACUUUAUUCACAAGUGUCUGUAUUGUAACUUAUGUAAAUAAUAGAUACACAUUGGUAAUAAAUAAAUGCUCUUAUUUCCAAA